This is a messenger RNA of Pomacea canaliculata, 1543 nucleotides long. RefSeq lists its product as uncharacterized. The record is from RefSeq and is a predicted model, not a curated record. The transcript has 3 exons. NCBI's taxonomy places the organism in Eukaryota, Metazoa, Mollusca, Gastropoda, Architaenioglossa, Ampullariidae. The coding region runs from base 162 to 854 and encodes 230 amino acids.
UUAUGGUAGGAUGAGGUGGGAGGAGGAGCUCAAACGCAAGCACCACAGGGGCUAGCGAUGACCCUAUAAAACAGGGGGAAACAACCCGACAGAUCAUCAGACGCUGCCACGGCCUGCGGUGAUUGUUCAUCCCUGCUCGCCUUCAGAGUCGAUCCCUCGCCAUGUCGUCGCUGUCACUGGUGUUGAUGGCCGCCCUCACGUGCCUCGCUUAUGGCACCAUCAGGAGCGCAGACGUUGUCUCCCCUAGCUACCGUGUCGACGCCGGCUACUACCGGAGCCCCGCUCGCGGCUACUCUUACUACUACAAUCUCCCCGGAGUCUACGGUGCUUCCGCCUAUGCCACUUCCGGCGAGUAUUUUGGCGAGCAGGUCACAGCCACCACCCAGCGCACCUUCUUGGACUUCGUCGACGCUUUCCGCCCGUACCGCGUGUCGCGCCUGGCUGGCGACGCCUUGGUCAGGUCGUACAUCAGAUAUGGCUCCUUCGACGAAUGCUUGGCUGACUUCCGGAAUCUUCGCCCUAUCAGCGUGAGGGUAAUCACUCCUUCGGUCGCCGGCCUUUCAGGUCUGCUGGGUAGCCGGACAGGAGUGGCUGAACGUUCCUACACCAGAGUACAGCAGGAGGAUGAAGUCAUCGGCUAUGCUGGCUACCUGCGAAAUCUCCCCUAUGAGGUAAAGGUCAUCAAGUCCGGAUGUCAACUUGAAGGCUUCCCCGGCGCGCACAACUGCAUCGUCGUCAGCGACCCCAGCUACGAGGGCAGCGUUCGCCAGUUUGUCUACGUGGAUCGCCAGGUCGCCCAAGAGUCUGACUACAACGUCUACAACCGCAUCAGGACGCCAGUCUACGUCAACUAGACACAUGGAGCCUUUGACUCUCACCUGCAUCUAGCAGUCCUACGGAGAACUGAGCAAACAGCGAAGACAGACUUGCCAGCUUGGCAAUGGGCAACAGUUCUGCCUUUGGUGUUGGGGAGAAGGCUGAAACGCCAGCUAAACAAAUAUUGAAAAGUAGCUUUUGACUGUGCAAAUCUGCUUUGUUGCAUAAAAUUUACGUAUUGCUCUGCUGGUUCUUCUUCUAUCAUUCCCAUUAUAUCCCUACAUUUUGCUGUCUGUAUUUUAUUGUAAACCUGAACUCGAACAAGAUUUUGUGAAAAUGUCUUUGGGAAAAGUCAAUGUGUCCUGUCCUUUCAUUUUUUAGUUUGACCGAAGAUAGACUUUCUCUUUUACAAGAAACUGGUGUGUGCACGAAACAAAGAUUUGAUUCACGCACGCACGCACACAUACACAUACGUGUGCAUGGUAAACGAUUAUCUGAGCCAUUUAGACCUCUUUUGCAGUGCUUUUGUAACCUUAGAGCACAAGGUAUAAUGUAAUAUUGCAAUAUCUCUGCCGCAUAAUGCUGUUAUGUAUUCAGUUAUCUAACGUGUCGUAAUCUCUUAUUUAUUGCACGAAAUAUAAACAAAAAUGCCGUGGAAUUACAUGGUUGUAACCUUUCUGCCUUUUAAAAUAAACCAGGUUUGCCUGCAGACUAAGAAGUUUUAAAA